AUCAGUGAGGGCACACGACUAAUCUGGGUUACGGCUUUGGAAAGUUCUGCCGGAAAUCUUGUUGGCGUUACUUGAUUCUAGGGCCCCGUGCCCGUGCGAGAGUGCCUGGCUUGGCAGCGAGACCUCUUGAGGCUGUGGAGUAACCGAGGGGUCGGCAUUCAUGAGCUAGAGGCUGAGGGACAGGUCCCUAUGCGGGACAGCCUGUGCUUUCCGCUGCCCAAAACCAGCGCCCACAGCUUGCCCGGUGCCCGGCAGGGACGGCGGCCACCUCCGCGCCCGCCUGCGGAGAGACCCGCACGGACACGUGUCUCGAGCAGAGGCUCAGUGUGCGUAUCCGCUUCCCCGACCCGACAGCUAACGGUGUCCUUUGUCAUUCAGCCAGGAGAAGCAGACGGGGAAGACCAGGGGGAUCCGGGGCACCACCGCGUCCCCCACCUGGUGGGCAGGAGACCCCUGCGAGACUUCGUCGGACUGGAGGGCUGCGAUAAGCCCACUCAGGAUGCCAUGCUCGACUUCAGCUUCUUUGUCACCAUCGGAGACAUGGAUGAAGCUUUGAAAUGUAUCAAGCUCAUCAAAAGCGAGGCAGUCUGGGAGAACAUGGCCCGCGUGUGCGUGAAGACCCAGCGGCUGGACGUCGCCAAGGUGUGCCUGGGGAACAUGGGCCACGCCCGCGGAGCCCGAGCGCUGCGCGAGGCCGAGCAGGAGCCAGAGCUGGAGGCCAGGGUGGCCGUGCUGGCCAUACAGCUGGGCAUGCUCGAGGAUGCCGAGCAGCUGUACCGGAAGUGCGGCCGCUACGACCUCCUCAACAGGCUGUACCAGGCGUCCGACCAGUGGCAGAAGGCCGUGGAGGCAGCGGAACUGCGGGACCGCAUCCACCUGCGCACCACCUACUACAACUACGCCAGGCACCUGGAGGCCAGCGCCGACCGCAGCCUGGCCCUCAGCCACUACGAGAAGUCGGACACGCACCGCUUCGAGGUGCCCAGGAUGCUCUCGGAGGACCCACAGUCCCUGGAGCUCUACGUCAAUAAGAUGAAGGACAAGACCCUGUGGAGGUGGUGGGCCCAGUACCUGGAGAGCCAGGCAGAGAUGGACGCCGCGCUGCACUACUACGAGCUGGCACAGGACUACUUCUCCCUGGUCCGCAUCCACUGCUUCCAGGGCAACAUCCAGAAGGCUGCUGAGAUCGCAAAUGAGAGCGGAAACUGGGCCGCGUCCUAUCAUCUGGCCCGCCAGUACGAGAGUCAGGAGGAGGUGAGGCAGGCAGUGCACUUCUACGCGCGCGCACAGGCCUUCAACAACGCCAUCCGCCUGUGCAAGGAGAAUGGCCUGGACGACCAGCUCAUGAACCUGGCCCUGCUGAGCUCCCCCGAGGACAUGACGGAGGCGGCGCUGUACUACGAGGACAAGGGCGAGCACGUGGACAGGGCGGUGAUGCUGUACCACAAGGCCGGCCACUUCUCCAAGGCUCUGGAGCUGGCCUUCGCCACCCAGCAGUUUGUGGCCCUGCAGCUCAUAGCGGAGGACCUGGACGAGAGUUCGGACCCCGCCCUCCUGGCCCGCUGCUCGGACUUCUUCCUUGAGCACAAUCAGUACGAGAAGGCGGUGGAGCUGCUCCUGGCCGCAAAGAAGCACCACGAAGCCCUGCAGCUCUGCCUGGAGCAGAACAUGACCAUCACCGAGGAGAUGGCUGAGAAGAUGACCGUGCCCAAGGACUCCAAGGACCUGUCUGAAGAGUCUCGGCGCCAGCUGCUGGAGCAGAUCGCCAACUGCUGCAUGCGCCAGGGCAGCUACCACCUGGCCACCAAGAAGUACACGCAGGCGGGGAACAAGCUCAAGGCCAUGAGAGCGCUGCUGAAGUCGGGGGACACGGAGAAGAUCGUGUUCUUUGCGGGCGUCUCGAGGCAAAAGGAGAUCUACAUCAUGGCUGCCAACUACCUGCAGUCCCUGGACUGGCGGAAGGAGCCGGAGAUCAUGAAGACCAUCAUCAGCUUCUACACCAAGGGGCGGGCCCUGGACCUCCUGGCCAGCUUCUACGAGGCCUGCGCCCAGGUGGAGAUCGAUGAAUACCAAAACUACGACAAAGCCCACGGGGCGCUGACCGAGGCCUACAAGUGCCUGGCCAAGGCCAAGGCCAAGAGCCCCCUGGACCAGGAGACCAAGCUGGCUCAGCUGCAGAGCAAGAUGACACUGGUGAAGCGGCUCAUCCAGGCCCGAAGGACAUAUGCCGAGGACCCUACGGAGGCGGUCAAGCAGUGUGAGCUGCUCCUGGAGGAGCCCGAGCUGGACAGCAGCGUCCGCGUCGGGGACGUCUACAGCUUCCUGGUGCAGCACUACCUGCAGACGGAGGAGUUCCGGGCGCCUUUUUUAUUUGGAAUAAUUUCAAACUGAGAAUUACAAGAAUAAGAGAACCCACACAUAACCCUUCAUCAGAUUUGGCAGGUUUAAAAAUUUUGCUACAUUUACUUACUCAUUUUACGUGUGUGUUUUCAAAUUUCUAUUUUCUACCUAACAUGGGUAUUUUUCUGAGCGCUCUGAGAAUCGCAGGCGCCCUGCCCUCCCCGCUUGGUUCGCAGACACUCGGGUAGAUGCCCAGGGCUGGGAUGGUGGGGUUGUGUGGUAAGUGUGUGUUUAACGUUUUAAGAAACUGCCAGACUUCUUCCUUUUUGUAGUGUCUUUUUCACGGUUGGUUUCAGGGUUAUUCUAGCCUUAUAAAAUGCACUGGGGAGCAUGCCCACCUCCCGUAUUUUCCAGAAGAGUUUAUGUAAGAUUGCUUGAUUUCUUCCUUCCUUGAUAGAAUGCCUACCUGAACCCACCUGGCCUGGAGCUUUCUUUGCGGAAGGGUUUCGGUAAUUCAUUUUAGCAGAGCACUUCUCAGACAUUUUGGUGUCUGGACCCCUUUGCACUAGGAAAGUUAUUGAGGACCCAAAGACCAUUGGUCUGUGUGGGGCGCACCUACCAGUAUUUACUAUUACCCAAUAAAACUAAUGUAAAAAUAUUUGUUAAUUCACUUAAACCCGUGAUAUGUUAACAUAAGUAACAUUUUCACUGAAGCAAUUUUAUAUUUUUUAUAUUUUGCGAAACAAAUUGAGUGAGGAAAGUAGCACUAUGUUACAUUUCUCCAAAUCUCUCGUCCAGCUAAAUCCGAUGGGAUCAGUUUCUGCUUUUGCACUCAACUUGGUGAAAUAGGGUUUUUCUUAGCUGAAAUAUAUGAAGAAAAUGUAGCCUCACAGCAAUACGUAGGCGAAGGGGCCUCUUCAGACACGUGCAGGCCACCUUUGAUGCUGCGCCACAAGUCAACAAGUGGUAAUUCUUUUUUUUUAAUGUUUAUUUAUUUUUGAGGACAGAGGAUUUGAAGCAGGCUCUGUGCUGAGAGCAGAGAGCCCAAUGUGGGGCUCGAACUCACGAACUAUGAGAUCAUGACCUGACCUAAAGUCAGCUGAGCCACCUAGGCGCCCCAGGUGGCAAUCCUCAAAAGUUAGUUGCGAUGUUGGAAUGCUGUUGUAUUCUGUCACGUUUAAAACUCGAUGGUCUGUCUCAGAUCUUUUACACACACAUCGUUUUAUGACAUCAUGUUGUUUGCGGAGUUGGAAGAUGUUGACACAUUUCAUUAUACGUAUCACAACACCAUAUUUGCAGAAAUCACCACCAGCCUCGUCAGAAAAUACGGCAUCGGGAAGACGUCCGGCUCGUGGUGGCCAAUACGCAAGGUUUCUGAAAUCCUUCCGUUUGAAAGCUCAGAUUUUAUCCUUGGCAAAACUAUUGCCUGUUCCUCUUUUCCUUGAUGUGGUGGCCCCUUGGUUCCUUUUUGAGACAGUCUGCCACGAACCCGAGUCUGAGUAGCCACGCUUACCUGCAGUCACGUUUACAAGUAAAGGCGGUAUUCUAUGCGCGAGCGGCCACUUUUGCUCACGACCUCCAAAGCUGUGCCUCGUCUCCGCGCACGUUCGGUACGACCUGUCUUUCACUUCCGCCGUCCUGGUGGGUGCGUCGCGGUAGCUCAUGGUGGUUUCAGUGCCCCUCUCUCUCUGACCACCGGUGUCGCGCAGCUGCUCAUAGGUUCGUCUCCUCCUCCAAGUGCCCGAAUCCUCCCCUGUCAGUUUGUUGGGGGUCUGUCUUCUCAACGUUGCUUGUGGCCCUUAUGAAUUCUGGGGACCUUUCCUUUACCAGCGUGUGACCUCUAGUGUUUUCUCCCUGUCUGGGGGAAAUUCCCUCCUGUCCCUCUCUCCUCUCCUUACGGAACUGCAAUGAUCUGUGUAUACUAUCCCCUGCUUCAACUGAUGGUCCUCUUUUUUUUCCAGAAUUUUCUCUGGUUUUCAUUUUUGGUGGUGGCUUUUACUGUUGCUUCAAGUUUACCAGGCCUGUUCAGUACUCUGAUGUUGCUCCUGGGCCUGUAUUACACCUGCUGUUAUAAUUUUCCCCACUAGUAGCUUCUGGAUCACAUCGAGUUAGUUCCCUUGUCUUUUCUCUCGAGUUUGGUCACAUCUUGUUGUUGUUCCUUACGUCUAGCAGUUCCUGGACAUUAUGGAUAAACCACCAUAGAGACUCUGGAUUUUUUAGGUUCCUUCCUUCCUUCCUUCCUUCCUUCCUUCCUUUCCUUCCAUCCUUCCUUUCCUUCUUUCCUUUCCU
Molecule: messenger RNA, 4629 nt
Organism: Panthera uncia (snow leopard)
Lineage: Eukaryota; Metazoa; Chordata; Mammalia; Carnivora; Felidae
Gene: IFT140
Product: intraflagellar transport 140
Exons: 13
Coding region: 190-2391 (733 amino acids)
Biological process (GO): intraciliary retrograde transport
Cellular component (GO): ciliary basal body; axoneme; intraciliary transport particle A
Molecular function (GO): protein binding
Source: RefSeq, a predicted model, not a curated record